AUGUGCAGACACUCUGGAGUCGCUUCAUCAGCGCAAACUGUCCCCUCUGAUAGAGAGGUGUUACCUACCAAUGUGAAGCCAACCCACUAUGACCUUACCUUGGAACCAAAGUUCGAUGGGUUCACUUUUGAUGGUGAAGAAACAAUUGACUUUGAUGUUAAAGAGGAUACCGAUUUCAUUACCUUGAACACUUUGGAAAUCAAAAUUCACGAAGCUACCAUCAACGGUACUAAAAUCACCGAUAUCUCCUACGAUGAUGCCAAACAAAGAGUCACCUUCAAAUCUCCAAAUGAAUUGAAGGCUGGUUCAGAAGCAAAGUUGUACUUGAAGUUCACAGGUGAAUUGAAUGACAAAAUGGCCGGGUUCUACAGAUCUUCUUAUACAGAAGAUGGUAAAACCAAAUAUUUGGCUACCACCCAAAUGGAACCUACUGAUUGUCGUAGAGCCUUCCCCUCUUAUGAUGAGCCUGCUGCUAAGGCUAAGUUCACCAUUCAUUUGAUUGCUGAUAAAGAAUUGGUCUGUUUGUCUAACAUGGAUGUCAAGGAAACUAUGGAUGUUUCUGAUUCUAAAAAGAAAGUAUCUUUCAACACCACCCCAUUGAUGUCAACCUAUUUGGUGGCCUUUGUUGUUGGUGAUUUGAAAUAUGUUGAAGAUCUUUCUUUCAGAGUCCCAAUUAGAGUCUAUGCCACUCCCGGCUCAGAACACUUGGGUAAGUAUGCAGCUGAUAUUGGUGCAAAGACUUUAAAGUUCUUUGAAUCUAAAUUCGAUAUCCCUUACCCAUUACCUAAAUGUGAUAUGGUGGCCAUUCAUGAUUUCUCUGCUGGUGCCAUGGAAAACUUUGGUUUGAUAACUUACAGAACCGUUGACUUGUUAAUUGACACUGCCAACACCAAUGUACACACAAAAACUAGAGUCACUGAGGUUGUCAUGCAUGAAUUGGCCCAUCAAUGGUUUGGUAAUUUGGUUACCAUGGACUUUUGGGAUGGGUUAUGGUUAAACGAAGGUUUUGCCACUUGGAUGUCCUGGUUCGCUUGUGAUUCUUUGUAUCCCGAAUGGAAGGUUUGGGAAUCAUAUGUCUCUGAUUCUUUGCAACAGGCUUUGUCAUUGGAUUCAUUGAGAGCAUCUCACCCCAUUGAAGUCCCUGUCAAGAGAGCUGAUGAAAUCAACCAAAUUUUUGAUGCCAUCUCUUACUCUAAGGGUUCUUCACUUUUAAAGAUGAUUUCUAAAUGGUUGGGUGAAGAUGAUUUUAUCAAGGGUGUCUCCAACUAUUUGAAGAAGCACAAGUGGGGUAAUACUAAAACUUCUGAUUUGUGGGAAUCUUUGAGUGAAGUUAGUGGUAAAGAUGUUGUCAAGGUAAUGGAUAUUUGGACCAAAAAUAUUGGUUAUCCAGUUGUUCAAGUUGAAGAAUUGGGUAGUGGUAAGCUUAAGGUUACUCAAAAUCGUUUCCUAGCUACAGGUGAUGUCAAGCCAGAAGAAGACAAGACUUUAUACCCAGUGUUUUUGAGUUUGAAGACUUCAGAAGGUAUUGAUGACUCUUUGGUUUUGGAUAGCAGGUCAACAACUAUUGAGUUGCCAACUUCCGAUGAUUUCUACAAGAUUAAUGCGAAUCAGUUUGGUAUUUACCGUACUGCUUAUCUGACUGAACGUUGGUCCAAAUUGGGUCGAGCAGGUGUUGAUGGUAAAUUAUCCGUUGAAGACCGAACUGGUUUAGUAGCUGAUGCUGGUUCGCUUGCUUCAUCUGGGUUUAUUUCUACUGUUGCCUUGUUGAACUUGGUGAAAUCAUGGUCAGGUGAAAGCAACCAUGUUGUUUGGGAUGAAAUUUUAACCAGAAUUGCUGCUCUUAAGGCUGCAUUAAUGUUUGAAAGUGAAGAAUUAAACAAUGGUUUGAAGGCUCUUACACUUGAUUUAAUCAGUAACAAAUUGGAAGCCAUUGGAUGGGAAUUUUCAGAUGACGAUUCUUAUGAUGAUCAACAAUUGAAAUCAUUGCUAUUUGGAUCCGCUGCUGCUUCUGAUCACAAGGAAGUUGUUGCCUUUGCUAAGGAUGCCUUUGCAAAGUUUGUUGCUGGAGACAAGAAGGCAGUUAAUCCUAACAUCAGAGCAGCUAUUUUCAACACUGUUGCCAGAACUGGUGACUCUGAAACUUAUGAUCAAUUAUACAAGAUCUACACCAACCCUGAAUCUAUUGAGGAGAAGUUGGAUGCCUUGAGAUCGUUAGGUAGAUUUUCAGACCCUGAGAUUCUUAAUAAAGUCGCUGGCUUAUUAUUACAAACUGAUAUUAUCAAGCCACAAGAUAUCUACAUUCCUAUGCAAGGUAUGAGAACUCACAAGACAGGUGUUGAGAAGUUAUGGGACUGGUUAUUGGUCAACUGGGAUGCAAUUUAUAAAUUGUUACCCCCUGGCUUAUCCAUGUUGGGAUCUGUUGUGAUUAUAUCUACAUCUGGAUUCACCAAGCCCGAACAAAAGAAGGCAGUGGAAGAAUUCUUUGGUACCAAAGAUACUAAAGGAUACGACCAAGGAUUAGCUCAAUCAUUGGAUAUUAUUUCCUCCAAGAUUUCGUGGUCAUCACGUGACUCGGAUGUGAUUGCAAAAUGGUUAUCUGAAAAUGGAUACGACACCAAGUCAAAGCUCUGA
Lizanozyma spartinae is the source of this 2631-nucleotide messenger RNA. It is a transcript of the gene APE2, whose product is annotated as metallo-aminopeptidase. NCBI's taxonomy places the organism in Eukaryota, Fungi, Ascomycota, Pichiomycetes, Serinales, Debaryomycetaceae. The transcript has a single exon. Gene Ontology annotation, biological process: peptide catabolic process; proteolysis. The coding region runs from base 1 to 2631 and encodes 876 amino acids. The record is from RefSeq and is a predicted model, not a curated record. Gene Ontology annotation, molecular function: peptide binding; zinc ion binding; metalloaminopeptidase activity. Gene Ontology annotation, cellular component: cytoplasm.